AUUUGAUAAGAGGCGAAUUUUAGAAGGCGCAACAUUAGACUAGAUAACUGAUUAUUGGCAUUGUUGAUUUGUCUGCAGUUGUCGGCAGAUGUGGGCCAAUAAAAUGUAUUUCUUAAUGGAAAUGUGGUUUCUGCUAGCCCUUGUUGGACAUUCUGCAGGGACUUACAAAGGCUGUUUUAAGGACAACUCUACUAGAGCGAUGUCAUUAGCUUUUAAAAGCAAUGAAUCUCUCACUAUAAAUUCCUGUAUUGCAUAUUGCUAUGGUCAUAUGUUUGCUGGUUUACAGUGUGCAGAGCAAUGUUUUUGUGGUGACCACACAUAUUCCAGGUACGGAGCAGUAGCAGACACUGAGUGCAAUGCAAACUGUACAGGGAAUUCAAGAGAAAAAUGUGGUGGUACUUGGAGAAACUCUGUAUAUACUACUACCGAUCUAGGUGUGGAUGAUCGGCACAAAUUGAAUAUGCUGGGUUUCACUCCAACUCCAGCUGUUAAUGAUACUGAGAAAACUAAUAUUCGUGGUUAUACGCUGGGAAACGACCAAACAACGAACAUCAUACUCAGUAUUAUACUCUUGGUCAAUCUGGAUCACCUAUCGGGAGAACCACUUUGUAAUAACUCAAAUCUUAACUUUAAUGUUACUUGUAAAUUCGAAAAGAAAAUGAAUGCUCAGUCCACUUUCCGUAUAGCUGAAAUUAGUAGCUACAAUGGUGAAGCCCGAUUUGGAGUAUUUACUGCGUACGCACAGAAAGGUAAUCGAAGUGCCAAUGCUACAAUCAUAGUUCACCAUGAAAACGGUAAGUCUAUUUUGUCAGUGUUUUUAUCAUUACUAGUUUACUUAGAACCUUAAAAUACUAUCCAAUGCCACCCGGGAAUUUGUGUAA
Messenger RNA from Anneissia japonica, 881 nucleotides. Its product is annotated as kremen protein 1-like. Lineage: Eukaryota; Metazoa; Echinodermata; Crinoidea; Comatulida; Comatulidae. Gene Ontology annotation, cellular component: plasma membrane. The transcript is spliced from 4 exons. The record is from RefSeq and is a predicted model, not a curated record. The coding region runs from base 89 to 847 and encodes 252 amino acids.